This is a messenger RNA of Mizuhopecten yessoensis (Yesso scallop), 5873 nucleotides long. RefSeq names its product replication factor C subunit 1-like. Gene Ontology annotation, biological process: DNA repair; DNA replication. Gene Ontology annotation, molecular function: ATP hydrolysis activity; ATP binding; DNA clamp loader activity. NCBI's taxonomy places the organism in Eukaryota, Metazoa, Mollusca, Bivalvia, Pectinida, Pectinidae. The record is from RefSeq and is a predicted model, not a curated record. Gene Ontology annotation, cellular component: nucleus; DNA replication factor C complex. The coding region runs from base 91 to 3597 and encodes 1168 amino acids. The transcript has 25 exons.
GUAUUUGGCGCGAAAGGGACAUCGGACGAAGUGAAUGUAAACACUCGGGAGUUUCUAGCAUAACGGUGGAUAUGUCAUCAGCGUUUCACCAUGGAUAUUCGUAGCUUCUUUUCAAGUGCCAACGCGAAGAAAACUAACAAUGCAAGCAACAAAACAGUCAGGCCUGAACCCUCGAAAUUAAACGUAAAGGGAAAGUCAACAAAUGAAAAGACUGGAAGAAGGGGAAAUGAUGGCAGCAAGUCCACCGAGAAGGGAAGGGGGAGUGAUAAAAAGGGUAAAGGUUCAUACUCAAGGGGGAAAACUCAAAGUAAAAGCAAGGCAAAGAGGGUGAUUGCGUUGGACAGUGACGAUGAGGAUGUGAAUGGAAAUGUUGCUGUGAAGAAGGACGAGAAACAGUUAGACGAAGGCACGAAGAAAAAACGGAAACGUCAGGUGAGCAGUGAAGAGAGGAAUGAGGACACAGUCUCUAGUCACAGGAAAGUGGGCAAAAAGGCACACCUUAUUGAAUCAGACUCUGAUGAGGAACCUAUCCCAAGGAAGAAAGCUGGGAGCGGAAAUGACAAAAAGAAGACUGGCAUCGUCUUUAAGGAGGAUUCAGGUUUGUCUGUUGAUGGAGUUGUCAUUUCUAUUGUUGUCAUUCUUAAAAAGUUAAAGUUUUUGUUGACAGACUCUGAUGAGGAACCUAUCCCAAGGAAGAAAGCUGGGAGCGGAAAUGACAAAAAGAAGACUGGCAUCGUCUUUAAGGAGGAUUCAGAUGAGGAACCGACCAAGAAGUCCUCUAUGGGUUCCUUCCUAAAGACACCCAGUCCACAAAAAGUCAAAUCCAAAACUGAAAUCAAGAAGACUGAGACAAAAACUCCGGUCAAUGUGUCCGACUUCUUUGGGAGCAGUUCUGUCCAACGCUCCGACAGAAAAACAGCGGUCUCUAAACGCAAACUUGAUGAAGAUGAAGAGAUUCACGAAGAUGAUGAUUUUGAGAAGACUCUAGCACAACUGGACGAUGUUCAAAAGAGCAAAAAGCCGCGGCUGUCGGAGACUUCCCCACAGAAGUCUGCCAGUACCCCUAGUCCGUCAGGAAACCUAGCCAGCAAGUUGGCAGCUAAAGCUAAGCAAUUUUCCAUGGAAACAUCGACCAGAAAAGUGAAGGAAGAACCAAAGACUCUUGUCCCGGAAACUCCAGAACCCAAACAGAUUUUGAAGAAAGCCAGUCCUGUUAAACUGUCCCCGAAGAAGGUGCUAUCCCCUCAGAAGGAUGUAAGUCCUAAAAAACCGUCCCCAGUCAAGAGUGAGAAAGCUCACGCCCCUAAAGUGUCUCCAGGGAAACCAUCGAAAACCAGCCCCCCGAAGUCUGCCAGUACCAAAACAUCCCCAGAUGUACCGGAGUUGGCGAGUAGGACAUCUUACCGGUCGUACCUGACGAGAGAAGGGCCACAGUCACUGGGUGCUAAGGAAUUUCCAGAGGGUGGAGAAAACUGCUUGGAAGGUCUGACAUUUGUUGUGACGGGCGUUUUAGAAUCAUUUGACCGUGACGAUGUCAAGCGUGAGGUGGAGAGGUACGGUGGCAAGGUGACCGGCUCCGUCAGUAAGAAAACAAACUACCUGGUCGCCGGGAGGGACAGUGGAGAGAGUAAGCUCCAGAAGGCGCGGGGAUUUGGUACCACCAUUCUGGAUGAGGACGGCCUCAUAGAAGUCAUCAGAACAAAGCCUGGCAAGAAAUCCAAAUAUGUGAUACAAGCUGAGGAAUCUUUUAGUAAGGAAAAAUCGAAAACACCAGUUCAAAAGACAAAAUCAGUAAGUAGACUUGCAGAUUUCGAAAGAAGGGCUUCCUCAUCAACGCCAUCAUCUAGCUCUCCAGUCAAGAAGGAAGGAAAAGUGUCAGACGAGCCGGUGUUGAUGUGGGUGGAUAAGUACAAGCCAACCGGACUAAAGCAACUGAUUGGUCAGCAGGGAGACAAGAGUAAUGCCAAGAAGCUCCUUCAUUGGCUAACCAACUGGCACAAGAAUGAAGCUGCAGGUGUCAAACCUCAAGGAAAGUUUUUUGGAAAGGAUGAUGGUGCUGGGACAAAGGCAGCACUACUGUCUGGACCUCCGGGGAUAGGGAAGACUACCACAGCCACACUCGUGUGUAAGGAAGCUGGCUUCUCUUUCGUUGAGCUGAAUGCGUCUGACACACGUUCAAAGAAAAGUCUGCAGCAUGAGGUCGCCCAGGCUUUGGGCAAUGAGACACUUGUGGAUUAUAUGGGGCCUGAUCGCUCAAAGUCACGAGGACACAAGCACUGCUUGUUGAUGGACGAGGUUGACGGUAUGGCUGGUAAUGAGGAUCGUGGGGGUCUACAGGAACUGGUGAGCCUAAUCAAGGGCACAAAGAUCCCUGUUAUCUGUAUGUGUAACGACAGAAACCAUCAGAAGAUGAGAACGCUGUCCAACUACUGUUUCGACCUUCGAUUCCAGCGGCCGCGUGUUGAGCAGAUUAAGGCAGCCAUGAUGUCCAUAGCUUUUAAGGAGGGAUUAAAAAUCCCACCCCCCGCUCUAAACGAGAUCAUCCUGGCAGCCAAUCACGACGUACGCCAGGUCAUCCAUAACAUUUCCAUGUGGACGGCUGGCAACAAGUCAAUCACGUAUGACCAGGCGAAGGACGACUCCAAGCGUGCUCGAAAAGAUAUGAAACUGGGACCUUUUGAUGUGUGUCGGAAGGUGUUUGUGGGUGGAGAUGAAACAGCGAACAUGAGUUUGAUUGACAAGUCGGACCUGUUUUUCCACGAUUACAGCUUUGGUCCAUUGUUUGUGCAGGAGAACUAUAUUAAUGUUUUCCCCUACGCUGCAAGGGGUAACGCAUCAAAGCAUCUGUCUCUCCUGGCUCGUACAGCUCAAAGCAUCUCAGACGGGGAUCUAGUCGACAAAGCCAUCCGCUCACGAAUGGCAUGGAGUCUCCUCCCAACCCAGGCCAUAUAUUCGAGUGUGAUACCAGGAGAGUUAAUGCGUGGCAGCUUCCCACAAAUGGUGUCCUUCCCUUCCUGGCUUGGACAAAACUCGUCACGGGGGAAAUCAGAGAGGAUUCUCCAGGAAACACGUACUCAUAUGAGGCUUAAGAUCUCUGGUGACAAACGUAGUCUCAAUAUGGAUUACCUCCCUUACAUGCGCCACUCACUGACGCGCCCCCUGGUGGCACGAGAAAGCGAGGGCGUACCAGAGGUGAUACAUCUGAUGGAGGAAUAUGACAUCAUUAAGGAAGACUUUGACAACAUCCUGGAAAUAUCAAAAUGGCCGAACAGUGAUGAUCCUUUCAAACAGCUUUCUACCAAGACUAAGUCGGCCUUCACAAGAACCUACAAUAAGGAAGUACACAUGACACCCUACUCCACCGGAGUCCUCACCAAGAAGAAGCGUGGAGGAGGUGUGUCGGUGGCUGGACCUGAGGAAGGCGACGAGGAGGAGGAGGACGCUGCAUCAGAAGACAGCGACAAUGACAAGGACGACUUACAAAAAGACACCAUGAUUAAACAGACAAAAAAGAAGCCAGCUGCAAGCAAAGAGAAAGCUAAAGAAACAACAGGCAAGGGUAAAGGCAAGGGCAAGACCAGCAAGAAGAGAUCCUAGUAGGGGGUCAUGUGGAAAGGCAAACUAUGGAAGAUCCUGGUGGGGGACCAUCUGGAAAGACAAACUAUGGAAGGGUCCUGGUGGGAGACCAUGUGAAAAGGCAAACUAUGUAUGGCCCUUCAGGGGACCAUGUGGAAAUGCAAACUAUGUAUGGCCCUUCAGGGGACCAUGUGGAAAGGCAAAUUAUUGAAGGUCCCAAUAAAAUCUACAUGGAAAAGGAAGCUAUGAAAAAUCAUAGUUAGGAGCAGUGUAAAAACAUAAUAUGUGAAGGACAUAGCGAGGAUUAAAGUGGUAGCAGACUAGUAAAUCUCGCAGCUGUGGACAGUGUUGAAAGGAAGUCUACAAGAUCCUCCUAGUUGGGGUAUAUAGAAGGUCCUAGCGAGGAGGUUUAUGGUAUAUAGAAGGUCCUAGCGAGGAGGUUUAUGGUAUAUAGAAGGUCCUAGCGAGGAGGUCUAUGGUAAAGCAAUCUGUGAAGGACCUAGCCAGGGUUGAAGUAGGUAGCAAACUAAUGAAUCUCACAACUGUGAAAAAGCCAUUAGAACAAUGCUUCUGACCAGGAAUCUUGAGACGGUGAAGUGUGAAGGUCCAGUGGUUAUUGAACCUAACAUCAGAGGACACUGAUGGCCAUUGAACAUAGUGAUUAUUGUGUGGUCGGCUGUGAACUUUGACCUGUGGUGAGGACCAGGUGCUUGUCUUUGACCGAUGUUGGUCAAUACAUGGGAAUACUAGCUUAACUGUGGAUAUGGGAAUGAAAAAAGGAACUUGCUUCAUUGUGAAUAUCAACAUAAUUGCCGACCUAUGGACACAGGAAUAGAAAAUGUACUGGUGAUUGCUUGUUUAUCUGCUUUUACCUGUGAUAAAACGUGGGAGGGGCAGGAGUAGAUAUCAACUCUGGGCUCAUUCCUAAAUUUCUCUUUAUAAUGCAGGGAAGUACUGUAAAGUCUUACCACAGGUAUAGAUAUUAACACAUUUACCCCUGAAGACACCUUUGAACUCUUCCAAUUCAAAGGUUGGAAUAGUGCAUUAUGAAAUUUCAGGGGUGAUUGAGUUAAUGAAAAAUCAGUGUUUCCUCUCAUUGGUGGGUUGUGUUAUAUCGUAUGAGUAUCAAUACUUAUUGACUUGGGAUGAUUACUAGGAACCUGUUGACUGUGGUAGUAGAUUCACCAAUCCACUGUUGUAUUUUCUAUCGGUUCGGUUCAAGGUUUUCUUUAUUCUCCGUCUAUGAUAUGGUCACCGCACACUCUACGUCAGUAUGGGAAGGCAUGUGUGGUUAAUAGUACGACCAUUAUAGAUGUUACGUUGUGUGUGAUUGGUUGAAUGUGAUUAAUUUGUAGUCUUAUAAUCCAAUCGUUUGAUUUCAUUUCAAAACCACAACUGCAUGUGGCAACUCAUUUUACUGUUAAUGAGACAUUUAAGUUUAAAAUACCUCUGUGAUUCCUGCAUGUAAUUGGUGCUGGAGUACGUUUGAAUUUUGUACUUCAGAGAAAAACAAGAGACUGAUUACUAAUUAAUUUCUACAUGUAUAUAUAUGUUUGGUUGCAACAUGUAAGACAUGGCUACUCGCUUAAAAUGAACAAAUAUUUUUGGGGAAUGUUAUCAUAUUAUACAUGUACCAUAAAUGUCAACUAUCCCUCUUUGAAAGAGAUUGUCCCUCUGAACCCAAAUAUUCACUACCUGAUAUUUCAGAAGGCAUGGUCUGGUCCCUCUAUUUCAUAAUGAUGACCAGAAGGCUUUAGUCACUCUCAGAGGCCAAUGCCAAAUUUUUACAGCAUAUAAUGCUAAUACAUGUAAUACCACGGGUAAAAUUUUAUACAACUCAAAAAUGUGUUAAAAUCAGUCAGGUGAAUGAAAAUGGCCAAACCAAAGAGUGUGAUCAGUACACAUAUACUUCAGGCUCUGUUUGACAGAAUGAUGGCAAACAUACAAAUGUCCUGCAAUGUUUCAAACCAUGCAGUUAUUUAUAAGAUAAAAAAUAUGGAGAAAUUGUCGAUUUUGUGUCUUUUCUUUCUACCAUACAUUUGGAAGGCAGCAACAGUUCUGUUUAGUAUGGACUGGGUUAACUUUGUACCAUAGUCAAUCUAGUAAAUGUGCCUGCAUGUGUCUGAAAGAAGUUUUCCUAAUUUACUCUCAAGUUCUAAUGCAAGAUUUACCUAAAGAUAAAAUGAGUUUCCAGGCCCUCAGUGAAAGAAUGAUCUGUUAUAUGAUUUUGUAAAAACAUACAUUGCUUUUUAGGAUGAAAUCAGUUACAAUUUUUUUUUUUUUUUUUUUAAAUAUAA